Molecule: messenger RNA, 4735 nt
Organism: Oncorhynchus gorbuscha (pink salmon)
Lineage: Eukaryota; Metazoa; Chordata; Actinopteri; Salmoniformes; Salmonidae
Product: mitogen-activated protein kinase 14A-like
Exons: 12
Coding region: 859-1992 (377 amino acids)
Biological process (GO): intracellular signal transduction; protein phosphorylation
Cellular component (GO): cytoplasm; nucleus
Molecular function (GO): ATP binding; MAP kinase activity
Source: RefSeq, a predicted model, not a curated record
GAGAGAAACCAGCUUUUUGUGCAUAUGGAACAUUUCUGGGAUCUUUUAUUUCAGCUCGUGAAACAUGGGACCAACACUUUACAGGUUGCAUUUAUAUUUUUGUUCAGUAUAUAUAGAAAAAUAAAUAGGGUGUAAUGAGUGUCUUUGAUAUAAACGUAUAGGAUACAUAGGCUAAUCAGUACUUGUUACCGAAUUAAACGAACAGUUAAUACCGACUCUUACUGCAAGUAAAAAUGAAUGCAGAAUGCUUGUCCCGGGGCAAUUCAAAAUAUAGGAGGACCAUCACGAUAAUAAGGAAUCAUACACUUUGAAGGGUUUGGUCAUCAUAAGAUUUGUGAUUUAAUAUAUAUAUUGUGGCAACGCGCAAAUAUCAAUCACUCUAUUUCACAGGGCUAUUUAAUUAAUGUCAACAUAUUACGUAGCCUGCAGUAAAAAGAGAUUAGGAAUCCCCACAGCGGGAUUUCCCCAGCUACUAAACUCAAAUCGCGCGAGAAGUGGGAAUCGGGACGGGAGCGCGCUUCGUCUUUGACGGAGCGAGAAUUAUUUUCAGUUUAGGUCCUCUUCAACACAAGAAACAGAUUGGAAUCUGCAUAGAGGGAAAAUCUACUGUAGCUCGCUGAUCGAACGUGUUUAGGAGUCUGCUGUCCUCAAAGAGACGUCCUCAUAUAUAGUGCACGGGAUAACGUUUGCACAGUUGCACUGCCCGGAAUGCGCGAGAUCCAAUUUAUGUAUCGGUUGGGUCAACAAUAGUUCUCGUUGUAUUGAGUUUUUAGUUUUCAGAGGCUCUACUGCCACGCGAAGGAGGCAACCGAAGUUACGACUGGCUUGUUUGUCUCGUAGUCUCUGAAUUCUGCAGGAAUGUCUCACAAGGAGAGACCCACUUUCUACAGACAGGAGCUGAACAAAACGAUAUGGGAGGUCCCGGAGCGGUAUCAAUCCCUGUCCCCGGUCGGCUCUGGAGCCUAUGGAUCAGUCUGCUCGUCGUAUGACGUGAAGUCUGGGCAGAAGAUGGCGGUGAAGAAGCUGUCCAGGCCGUUCCAGUCAAUUAUCCACGCUAAGAGGACCUACAGAGAACUAAGGCUCCUGAAACACAUGAAACACGAGAAUGUGAUUGGUCUGUUGGAUGUGUUUACGCCUGCCACCAGCCUAGAGGAAUUCAACGAUGUUUACCUGGUGACCCACCUGAUGGGGGCGGACCUCAACAACAUAGUGAAGUGUCAGAAGCUGACAGACGACCAUGUGCAAUUCCUCAUAUACCAGAUCCUCAGGGGUCUCAAGUAUAUCCAUUCAGCAGACAUCAUCCACAGAGAUUUGAAGCCCAGUAAUCUGGCAGUGAAUGAGGACUGUGAGCUCAAGAUCUUGGACUUUGGUUUGGCGCGACACACUGAUGAUGAGAUGACUGGUUAUGUAGCGACCAGGUGGUACCGCGCCCCCGAGAUCAUGUUGAACUGGAUGCACUACAACAUGACAGGUAAUGAUAUACUAAUCAUGUUGAACUGGAUGCACUACAACAUGACAGUGGACAUCUGGUCAGUCGGCUGCAUCAUGGCAGAGCUGCUCACUGGACGAACGUUAUUCCCCGGCACCGACCAUAUAAACCAGCUGCAGCAGAUCAUGAGGCUAACAGGAACGCCCCCGGCCUGUCUCAUUAGCCAGAUGCCCAGCCACGAGGCCAGAAACUACAUCAACUCCCUUCCCCAGAUGCUCAAGAGGAACUUUACUGAUGUCUUUGUUGGCGCUAACCCACUAGCGGUGGAUCUGUUAGAGAAGAUGCUGGUUCUGGACACUGAUAAGCGAAUCACAGCGUCCGAGGCCCUGGCCCACCCCUACUUCUCCCAGUACCAUGACCCUGACGAUGAGCCAGAGUCCGAGCCAUACGACCAGAGCUUCGAGAGCAGAGAGCUGGAGAUAGAGGAGUGGAAAAGGUUGACGUAUGAGGAGGUUUGCAGUUUCGAGCCCCUGCCAUUCGAUGGAGAUGAGAUGGAGUCCUGAGGGGACGAGGGUGAAGUCAUUGCUAGUCCCGCCUCCUUCUCUUACUGAACUGUGAGGAAGAAGUUGCAUGUAGACAUUGAUCUAGGGCCAGUUUUGUAUUUCAUCCCCUAAUGGUUUAGGUUAGGAUCUGGGGGUAAGCUGAUCCUAGAUCUGUACUUAGAUACAACUUCCAUCCGGAGCACGCAACCUUGUGUGAGGACUAUCAACUCAGCAGACUAGUUCAAACAAACAAACAGGAAGCCACGACAUUCAAGUGCCUGCCGUCAUUCAUUUCUGGGGUUAGAGGUCAAGGGUCAAAGGUGACUCCCCCCUACACCCUCCUCCUGCUUGCUGUAUUAUAUCGUCUUUGAUUGGGUCCCUGGGAAGAAUUGGGGAAAUGACUUUGUAAUAUAUUAUCUAGUGUUUGUGUGUUUAGAGUUUAUUAAGUCACAUUAUUUGCCAAAAACUACCUAAAUUCCUGGAAAAGGUGCUCAGAUUUUAACGUUCAAUAUCGCAAAAACAAAUCACAUGGUUUAACCAACAAACCACUGCACUUAUGGAGCCGUUAUUUAUGGUCUGUAGUUUAGAACUCUGUUGUAUUUCAUACAGACAUCAUGACCUGCUCAUCUACGACAAAACCUUGUCUCGGUUGUCAAACUGUACGCUGUUGUUCUGCCUGGCAGGGUUUUAGAUGUGUAAAUAAGGCUGCCCUCUUGUAAAUAAAUGAUACUGUGCACCAAUAGUAAUACUGCCUAGAAGUCCCUAUUAUCAUAGAGCACAUAGAACCCUCAAUGCUUAGAACGUUGCCCCUUCGCAUUCCUUUAGGAGAGACUGGCAGGUUCCAUACUCAGAGGGAUUGUUAUUAAAUAUUAUUCCAUUAGAAUGUACACCAGUUUUAACUUUAAUCAUAGUGGAAGUUUUGACAUCCAUCUUUUCUCUCUAAGUCAAUCACCCAGGGAGAGGGAGGGGGGGGGUCUUGGUAGUUUAUUCGCUUAUCCUGCCUCUUAUCCUGCCUCUUAUCCUGCCUCUUAUCCUGCCUCUUAACUUGCCUCUUAUCCUGCCUCUUAUCCUGCCUCUUAUCUUGCCUCUUAUCCUGCCUCUUAACUUGCCUCUUAUCCUGCCUCUUAUCCUGCCUCUUAUCCUGCCUCUUAUCUUGCCUCUUAUCUUGCCUCUUAUCCUGCCUCUUAACUUGCCUCUUAUCCUGCCUCUUAUCCUGCCUCUUAUCCUGCCUCUUAUCCUGCCUCUUAUCCUGCCUCUUAUCCUGCCUCUUAUCCUGCCUCUUAACUUGCCUCUUAACCUGCCUCUUAUCCUGCCUCUUAUCCUGCCUCUUAUCCUGCCUCUUAUCCUGCCUCUUAUCCUGCCUCUUAUCCUGCCUCUUAUCCUGCCUCUUAUCCUGCCUCUUAUCCUGCCUCUUAUCCUGCCUCUUAUCCUGCCUCUUAACUUGCCUCUUAACUUGCCUCUUAUCCUGCCUCUUAACUUGCCUCUUAUCCUGCCUCUUAACUUGCCUCUUAACUUGCCUCUUAACUUGCCUCUUAUCCUGCCUCUUAUCCUGCCUCUUAUCCUGCCUCUUAUCCUGCCUCUUAUCCUGCCUCUUAACUUGCCUCUUAUCCUGCCUCUUAUCCUGCCUCUUAUCCUGCCUCUUAUCCUGCCUCUUAUCCUGCCUCUUAUCUUGCCUCUUAUCUUGCCUCUUAUCCUGCCUCUUAUCCUGCCUCUUAUCCUGCCUCUUAACUUGCCUCUUAUCUUAUCUAUUUUUCUACCCGUCUCCGUCUGGUUCUUUGUUCACUCCGUUGUUGUAUCAUUGCCUCCUUGAGCUCUGUCCUGUCCUCUGUGUAGUCUGAUUAAAGAUGAGUGGAGAGGUAAUGUGACUGUCACAAAAUGUUAUUUAAUAGAAUGUAUUUAAAGUCCUCCAUCCCCAUAUCACAAAACUGAUGCUGAAAUCAGAAUGGGUUUCCCCAAGUCUCCAGAGUGUCUGCUCUGUGCAGGGCUUUGAGGUUCAGAGUCGGAGCAUUAGACGGCUACAGGCAUAGAGAUCCUAUUAGUAACAUUCUAGGAAUCUAUAGUCUUCAGAAAUCACUGGAUUCCCACUCCUGGUUGUUGACAAUGUGAUUUCAAUCAUAUUGAAAUGUAUUUUUAAAUAACUGUAUGUCCGAAGAUGUAUCUUGUUAUUCUGUUGUAUUAAAUGUGUGGGAUGCUAGCACCCCCUACUGUAUUUAACCACUUUUUACCUUUUCAUGUGUACAUGGGACUCUCUGAGUGCAUGACAAAAUAGCACAUUAUUCCUUAUAUAGUGCACUAUUUUGGACCAGAUCUCAUAGGGCCCUGUUGAAAAGUAGUGCACUAUUUUGGACCAGAUCUCAUAGGGCCCUGUUGAAAAGUAGUGCACUAUUUUGGACCAGAUCUCAUAGGGCCCUGUUGAAAAGUAGUGCACUAUUUUGGACCAGAUCUCAUAGGGCCCUGUUGAAAAGUAGUGCACUAUUUUGGACCAGAUCUCAUAGGGCCCUGUUGAAAAGUAGUGCACUAAAUAGGGAAUAUGUUGCCAUAUAGGAUGUACUGUGAUUAUUCCCAUAGAGCGAUCACCAUAUUUAUCUCUUCUAAUUUAUACAGUACAGUGCUCAAACCAGACAAUAUUCAGAAUCUCUUCUAAUGUAUACAGUACAGCGCUCAAACCAGACAAUAUUCAGAAUCUCUUCUAAUUUAUACAGUACAGCGCUCAAACCAGACAAUAUUCAGAAUCUCUUCUAAUGUAUACAGUACAGCGCUCAAA